Molecule: messenger RNA, 1597 nt
Organism: Trichechus manatus latirostris (Florida manatee)
Lineage: Eukaryota; Metazoa; Chordata; Mammalia; Sirenia; Trichechidae
Gene: SLC35A4
Product: solute carrier family 35 member A4
Exons: 1
Coding region: 418-1392 (324 amino acids)
Biological process (GO): pyrimidine nucleotide-sugar transmembrane transport
Cellular component (GO): Golgi membrane
Molecular function (GO): pyrimidine nucleotide-sugar transmembrane transporter activity
Source: RefSeq, a predicted model, not a curated record
CAUGGGGGAGGCAGGAUGAGCAGCUGGGGCCUGCAGGUGGAGGCCUUUCAACCAAAGACAUCAUAUCUCAUUUCCCUGGCUGUCACCCAUUUGCUGUCUCCACCCUUCCUGCUGCCGUCACCCUUGAUUUUCUUCCUACAGAGGGUGGACAGUGGCUGGUCAGCUUCCACCUUGGAAAUCUUCCCUCCCUUACCCCAUGGGUGGCCCCAAGACUGUGGCUUCAGGGGCCACAAGCGUCUUUCUCUUCCAGCCCUGACUGUGGAGUUUGCAGCUGACUCUGAUCCUCUGUAUUCUCUCUGGCAAUGUACCAUGGCUGCACCCUCCUAGGGGCUGGCUCCAUGACUUGAUUUUCCUCAGACGUGUUACAACGUCUGUGCUGUCCCUUGCUACACAGACCACCCAGGAUCUUGUGUGGGCAUGAGUAUAGAGGACGGGGGUCUGCCAGGCCUGGGUCGUCCCAGGCAGGCCCGUUGGACCCUGAUGCUACUCCUGUCCACUGCCAUGUAUGGUACCCAUGCCCCAUUGCUGGCGCUGUGCCAUGUGGACGGCCAAGUGCCCUUCCGGCCCUCCUCGGCUGUGCUGCUGACUGAGCUGACGAAGCUGCUGUUGUGCGCCUUCUCCCUCCUUGUGGGCUGGCAAACAUGGCCCCAAGGGGCUCCACCCUGGCGCCAGGCUAUCCCCUUUGCACUAUCAGCCCUGCUCUAUGGCGCUAACAACAACUUGGUGAUCUAUCUUCAGCGUUACAUGGACCCCAGCACCUACCAGGUGCUAAGCAAUCUCAAGAUUGGAAGCACAGCCCUGUUCUACUGUUUCUGCCUCCGGCACCGCCUCUCCACACGCCAGGGGUUAGCACUGCUGCUACUGAUGGCAGCAGGGGCCUGCUAUGCGGCUGGUGGCCUCCAGGACCCCCGGAACACCUUUCCGGGGCCCCCUACAGCAGCUGCUGCUGGCCCCAUGCCCCUGCAUAUCACCCCGCUGGGGCUGCUGCUUCUCAUCCUGUACUGCGUCAUCUCAGGCUUGUCAUCCGUGUACACAGAGAUGCUCAUGAAGCGACAACGGCUGCCCCUGGCACUUCAGAACCUCUUCCUCUACUCUUUUGGUGUACUCCUGAACCUAGGUCUGCACGCAGGCAGUGGCCCCGGCCCAGGCCUCUUGGAGGGUUUCUCGGGAUGGGCGGCACUUGCGGUGCUGAGCCAGGCACUAAACGGACUGCUUAUGUCGGCUGUCAUGAAGCAUGGCAGCAGUAUCACUCGCCUCUUUGUUGUGUCCUGCUCACUGGUGGUCAACGCCGUGCUCUCAGCAGCCCUGCUGCGGCUGCAGCUCACAGCCGCCUUCUUCCUGGCCACACUGCUCAUUGGCCUGGCUGUGCACCUCUACUAUGGCAGCCACUAGCCCUCACCACCUCCACUCUGCUGACCCCCAAUCCUGACCCUGUAGAUUGGGCACCACCAUCAGAGCCACCUGCCAGCCCUAACCUUCCCUCACCAGCCCUGUAGUAAGUGCCUUGUGAGAAAAGCUGGGGAAGUGGGAGCAGCCAGGUCAGUCUCUGGAGGUGGGUGAAUGAAGGGAUAACCCCUGGGAGACUUUAAAAGUGGGU